Vigna radiata var. radiata (mung bean) is the source of this 1630-nucleotide messenger RNA. RefSeq names its product GATA transcription factor 7. The record is from RefSeq and is a predicted model, not a curated record. Gene Ontology annotation, cellular component: nucleus. The coding region runs from base 258 to 1157 and encodes 299 amino acids. Gene Ontology annotation, molecular function: zinc ion binding; sequence-specific DNA binding. The transcript has 3 exons. Gene Ontology annotation, biological process: positive regulation of DNA-templated transcription. NCBI's taxonomy places the organism in Eukaryota, Viridiplantae, Streptophyta, Magnoliopsida, Fabales, Fabaceae.
UAUUUAUUCAAAUUGAACAGAGAUCCUGAUAAGAGAGAGAGGACGGAAAGAGAGAUAAAGUUAAAGAAAUUAAAUACCACCAAUUUCACCAAGAAACUCUCUCUCUCUUCCUCCUGUCUUGUUUCUCUCUCCUUCAAAGUUCAAACCUUUAAAACUCCUCUGCAGUUUCUCCUACUUCCCUCCUGUUCUUCUUCUUUACAGGUAACUCAAACUCCAAUAAUUAAUCAGCGACUGAAUAAAAAAAAUUUGUCGUAGAAAUGGAGGUAGCAGUGGCCAAAGCGUUGAAACCGAGUUUAAGGCGGGAGUUCAUCGUCCAGCAAACGCACUGCGAGGAUUUUUUUUCCCUCAACGCCAACACCGUCGCCGGAGGCGACGAUUUCUUCGUCGACGACCUAUUUGACUUUUCAGACGGCUCUCUUCACUACGAACCACAAGAAUACGUUGAAGAAAAAAAAAGUUUAUCCGCCUCGUCGCAGUCAAAGGACCGUGGAGAAGACGAUAGCAACUCUAAUUCCACCGGAGUUUCCUACGAUUCACUUUUCUCCGCCGAACUAGCCGUUCCGGCCGGUGAUUUGGAGGACCUAGAGUGGGUUUCACACUUUGUUGAUGAUUCUCUCCCGGAGCUGUCUCUUUUAUACCCGGUUCGUUCGGAGGAAGUGAACCGGCGGGUCGAACCGGAACCCUCAGCGAAGAAAACGCCUCGUUUUCCUUGUGAAACGAAGAUAACAACCAAGACGAGAACCGUGCGGAAUAGAAAACCAAACGCUCGCGUGUGGUCGUUGGGCCCGUUGCUCUCCCUCCCGUCCUCGCCGUCUUCGUGCUCUUCUUCCUCGACGGAGCCGCCCGCGAAGAAGCAGAAGAAGCGGGCCGAGGCCCAGCCCGUUGGGGCCCAGGUUCAGCGGCGGUGCAGUCACUGUCAAGUGCAGAAGACACCACAGUGGAGGACGGGCCCACUGGGCGCAAAAACCCUCUGCAACGCGUGCGGGGUCCGGUACAAAUCGGGUCGGCUUUUUUCGGAGUACAGACCGGCCUGUAGCCCAACCUUCUGCAGCGAUAUUCACUCCAACAGCCACCGGAAAGUGUUGGAAAUUCGCAAAAAGAAAGGGGUGUCUGGGGCGGAGGCCCAUCCCCAGGCCCAAAUGGUUCCCACCUGCUGAUAUUUUUAGAUUAGGUACACAGAAACCGGUUUGAACCGGUUUGUUUUUUGUAUUAUAUUUAUUUAGUGUUUUUUUUUUUAGUUAUAGUUAGUGGUAGGGUGUAGUUAGGUGAGGGAUAUAUUAGUAUGAGAAAUAGAAAUUAGGCAUUGAUUGUUUGUAACGAUGUAUCCCAUUUUCGUUAGCAUAUCGAUUUUAUUUAAGUUAAUUGUGAAGAUAAACAACAACAAAGUCUUUUUGUUUUAUUAUUAUAUAUAUAUAUUGAGUGAGUGUUAGUGGGAAAUGGUUGAUAUUAUUAGAAGAAGAAGAAGAUAGAGAGAGUAGUGGUAGUGCAAUAUAUGUAACGUGCGUGCAUGUGGGUUUUGUUGUAGUUGGUGGUGGGACAAGGUGCCAUGAACUUCCAACAACCAUUCAAUCUAUAUGAUAUUUCCACUUACCAAGUGGAUACCACCCAAAUAACAUUAACCUUCACACCA